AGCGAAGCGCUGCUGAUGCCCACGAGAUGACUCACAGCCGGCUGACAGACCUGUUGCAGCAAUAUGCAACUGCCUUCAGGGACCCCAUGAUGCUGCAGCCCCCAGAGUGGUUCAAGGCGUUCAUCUACUGUGAAGCUUUUCUCCAGCUGCCCUUCUUCCCCAUCGCCGCCUACGCCUUCCUGAAAGGUGGCUGCAGAUGGAUCAGGACUCCUUCCAUUAUCUACUCCACCCACGUAGCCACCACUCUGUUUGCCAUCCUGGCCCACAUCCUGUUCCAUGACUUCUCCAAGUCGGAGCAUGCGGGCCCUCAGACGCUGCGUGAGCGCCUGGUGCUGCUCUCCAUCUACCUGCCCUACCUGCUGAUCCCGCUGCUGCUCCUGUUCACCAUGCUCUGCAACCCCCACUACAAACACGUGGAGAAGAGGAAAAGGAAGUAGCUGGCUCUGGAAGGCGUACACACCACAUCUGUGCUGCAUUUGGUUCCGACCCUACGCUGGCGGAGUCCUCUGGGACAAACGUCUCCCUCGUGUUGGCUGCAGCAGCUCUUCCCCGAGCCCUGGCUGCUGCAAGGAAAAAUGGAAUUGGCUGGAGUGCACAGCCCUGCUUUGACCACACACUGCUCUGGCAGGGACCUGGGCCAGCCUGGGGUUGGGUCUGUGCAAGGCCACUCUCCCAGGAAAAUGGACUUUUAACCCUUUGAUGUUUAACUCAGAGGGAACACACGUUCACUCACUCACUCAUUCACUCACUCACUCACUCACUCACUCACUCACUCACUCACUCACGCUCUGCAGCUGAUACUGUUCUUCCAAGGUCCCUUUUUCCAAGAUGACUGCUUGGAAACCACUCAAAUAGGAAAUAAUGUCUUCCAACCACAUAUGUUGAAGAAUCCCCAACACAUUACACACAGAUUUGCAAAGCUGUUCUUCUGAAGCAUUUCAAAUCAUAUCAUGGUUGUUAACUUCCUUGCCCCUUCCUUUAAAAUCUCCACUGCCUUUGCUCUGCUUCAUUUUGAUUAAUUAUAAAUGUCUGAUCAAUGAUAAAUGUGCCAAAAUCUGGAUUUAUGAAUGCUUAAAGUUACCCUUGACAACCAGGAGUACUGCCUAGAGGAUUCUGAAGUACUUCAGAAAUUGUAACCAAGGAGUUGGAAAUUUCUUUCUUCUCUAAAAUCACUUCUGGUAUGGAAAUAAAUAACUAAACGCAUUAAAAUGCAUUCAGUCUUCUUCAAGGAAUGGCUGAAGGAACUUACAGUGACCACUAGAGUUCACAGAGUAAAUCCAAGCAGAAAUUACAACUACAGGUAGGAGUUCAGUGGUUGGGGUUGGUUUUGAUCUGGAGCCUGGUGAGGUGACAGGCCCCAUGAAGCUGCUCCAGCACUACUGGUACGUUUUAGACUUCACUGUGUAAAAGUUGAAGCUUUCCCCAGGCUUUGGAAAGGGCAGCAUUUCCAUACUGAAGUGUUAAAGACAUACACAAAAUGUAUCUAUUUGCACUUCAACAUGAGGCUUGAGUUCACACCUGUGUUAGAUAUAUAUAGUUUGUGCACUCCUGGUGUCACUGACACUUGGAAUGGUUUCCCUCAUCAGCCUGGC
Messenger RNA from Pseudopodoces humilis (Tibetan ground-tit), 1592 nucleotides. The record is from RefSeq and is a predicted model, not a curated record. Lineage: Eukaryota; Metazoa; Chordata; Aves; Passeriformes; Paridae.